Molecule: messenger RNA, 615 nt
Organism: Ilyonectria robusta
Lineage: Eukaryota; Fungi; Ascomycota; Sordariomycetes; Hypocreales; Nectriaceae
Exons: 2
Coding region: 1-615 (204 amino acids)
Biological process (GO): iron-sulfur cluster assembly
Source: RefSeq, a predicted model, not a curated record
AUGGCCACCUUGGACAAUGCGAACCCUACCAUCCUGAGCGCAUCCCAGCUGCCCACGCGCCAGGCAAAGCUGGCUCCCCGGAAGGGCCCUGAAUCUAGGUACAACGACAUUGUUUUCGCCAAGCCGUCGUACCUAUCCCAGCCUUUCUGUAGCCAGAGCGCGGUUGCUUGGCCGCGCACUAGUGAUUGGCACGACGAGUUUGCCGAUGAAGCUAUCGAUGAACAGGAAAUUUACGACUUGAUCUCAACCAUUUCCGACCCUGAACAUCCGGUGUCUCUGGGUCAGCUCUCUGUCAUUAACCUCUGUGACAUUCACAUUUCUCCCUCUCCCUCGUUGGGCGCUCCAGACCCCAACACUAUUGUUCAAGUUGCUGUGGAAAUUACACCGACCAUCACGCACUGCUCGCUCGCGACAGUUAUUGGUCUGGGAGUUCGGGUGCGACUGGAGCAGGCUCUUCCUCCCAACUACCGGGUCGAUGUCACUUGCAAGGAAAACAGCCAUAACCAGGACGACCAGGUGAACAAGCAGCUUGGUGACAAAGAGCGAGUAGCUGCCGCAUUGGAAAAUGAUACUCUGAAGGGAGUCCUGGAUAAGAUGUUGGAGACGUGUGCUUGA